This is a messenger RNA of Zasmidium cellare ATCC 36951, 564 nucleotides long. RefSeq lists its product as uncharacterized. Gene Ontology annotation, cellular component: cytosol. The record is from RefSeq and is a predicted model, not a curated record. NCBI's taxonomy places the organism in Eukaryota, Fungi, Ascomycota, Dothideomycetes, Mycosphaerellales, Mycosphaerellaceae. Gene Ontology annotation, molecular function: thioredoxin peroxidase activity. Gene Ontology annotation, biological process: hydrogen peroxide catabolic process; cellular response to stress; response to oxidative stress. The transcript is spliced from 2 exons. The annotation marks the transcript as partial.
GUCGGCAAACCAGCGCCCGAUUUCGAGUGCACAGCAGUGGUGGAUGGAAGAUUCAAGACUGUCUCGCUUUCUUCAUACUCCGAAGCAAGCCACUGGCUCAUCCUCGUCUUCUUACCCAAGGCCUGGUCCUUCGUCUGCCCAACCGAGAUCAAAGCAUUCAGUGCCAGACUCGAAGAGUUCCUCUAUAGCCGCGCUUGCGCCGUAGUCUUCGCAAGCACCGACAACGAGCACAGCCUCAGAGCCUGGAAUGCAACAUCGGACAUGGAAGGAGGCCUCGGUGGAGUCCACGUCCCACUUAUCAGCGACACCAACCACAAACUCAGCCGUGACUACGGCGUCCUGAUUGAAGAAGAAGGCGUCGCCCAGCGAGCACUCUUCAUCAUCGAUCCAAAAGGCAACGUCCGUAACAUCACCGUCAACGACGCGGACGUCGGCCGCAGCGUCGAAGAAGCCAAACGCGUCCUCGACGCCCUCAUCUUCAAAGACGAGUUCGGCGAAGGCUGCCCCAUCGACUGGAAGAAAGGCGACAAAGGCAUCGACGUCGCCAGCAAGACCCGCAUCGAA